GUUACCAAGCCAGUGUGUAUCACCAUGAAAUGCACCAAGGCCCUUGAAAUGCACAGAAAUGGGACCAUGCAUGUGCAGAGACCAGAGAGAGAGAGAGAGGGAGUUGCAAGUGCAUCCAGCUAAUAAGUGCUACCGGAGUUCGUUACACUACAUAAAUUAGGGUGUCAACUGAACAUCGCUGUUCAAAUUUACACUGUCCGAGCAUCUACCUAUAUCUAUCUAUUUAUAGCUCCCACACUCAAAAUGGGGCACUUGCAUCACGUACCACGCACGGACAGAUCAAUGGCGCUGCUCUUGUUGCUUGCUCUGCUUUCACUGUCUUCGUCGGCCGACGGCUGGACCAACGCCCACGCCACCUUCUAUGGCGGCGGCGACGCCUCCGGCACCAUGGGGGGCGCGUGCGGGUACGGCAAUCUGUACAGCCAGGGGUACGGCACGGACACGGCGGCGCUGAGCACGGCGCUGUUCGGCAACGGGCUGAGCUGCGGCGCGUGCUUCGAGCUGCGCUGCGCGGGGGGCGCCGGGUCGUGCCUGCCGCGGGCGGGCUCCAUCGUGGUGACGGCCACCAACCUUUGCCCGCCCAACUACGCGCUCCCCAACGACAAGGGCGGCUGGUGCAACCCGCCCCUCCACCACUUCGACAUGUCCCAGCCGGCCUUCCUCCGCAUCGCCCGCUACCGCGCCGGCAUCGUCCCCGUCGCCUACCGCCGGGUGGCGUGCAGGAGGAGGGGCGGCAUCCGGUUCACCAUCAACGGCCACUCCUACUUCAACCUGGUGCUGGUGAGCAACGUGGGGGGCGCGGGCGACGUGCACGCGGUGGCCGUCAAGGGCGGCCGGACGCGAUGGCAGGCCAUGUCCAGGAACUGGGGCCAGAACUGGCAGAGCGCCGCGCGCCUCGACGGCCAGCCGCUCUCCUUCGUCGUCACGGCCAGCGACAGGCGCUCCGUCGUCUCGCGCAACGUCGCGCCGGCCGGCUGGGCCUUCGGCCAAACCUUCACCGGCGCCCAGUUCCGUUGAGAUCCAUCCUGUACAGGGCUGCUUGGCUAUCUGCAUGCUGUGUAGUACAAUUAAUGCUCGCCGGGUUUCGUUUAACAACAAGUUCCCGGGA
Messenger RNA from Brachypodium distachyon (stiff brome), 1108 nucleotides. Its product is annotated as expansin-A21. The record is from RefSeq and is a predicted model, not a curated record. NCBI's taxonomy places the organism in Eukaryota, Viridiplantae, Streptophyta, Magnoliopsida, Poales, Poaceae. Gene Ontology annotation, cellular component: extracellular region. The coding region runs from base 244 to 1017 and encodes 257 amino acids. Gene Ontology annotation, biological process: plant-type cell wall organization. The transcript is spliced from 3 exons.